Molecule: messenger RNA, 2636 nt
Organism: Oryza sativa Japonica Group (Japanese rice)
Lineage: Eukaryota; Viridiplantae; Streptophyta; Magnoliopsida; Poales; Poaceae
Source: RefSeq, a predicted model, not a curated record
AGUAUUUAUCUUUUCUUGAGAAAAGGUAUUACAUGGAGCUUUGAACGAAACCAUAACAGGAUGACAGGCCCAAAUGUUGGCAGACCCUUGUUUGAGCAACUAUAUAAGAAGUCUGCCCCUCGGAUUGCACUUGAAUCCAUCCAAACACCCCACCUUAAUUCACGUCAUCCAACAUUGGAAAUGGCGAACCGAGAGGAGCCUUAUUCUACCACUGGCGGCACUGCUGCAAAAGCUCCUCCGGUGGCGAUGGACGCCAAACUGCUGAUGGCGGAAUGCCCUGAAGAUCGCAAACUUCUCAAGGAGCUUGUGCACAAGGAAGACGCUUCGAAGAUGAUGGUGGUUUUGGCGUCAACCACCAACCAGCCUGCUGCAGAGAAGCCUGCGGCAGCCCGUGCAGUAAUGAAUCCGCUGCUGCUAGCAGCAGCAUCCUUUGGUGCUUGCGAGGUUUUCUACUUUCUUUUCUGCAGAGAAGACGCACGAGAGCCGCUGCCGACAAUGACGGCUCGUGCAUUUCACGCCAUGCUUGCUGGGGACGCCUCCGGCGCCGAUGGGCGGUGGCCGUCGACCCAUCAGCAAGCUCUCGACGAAGUAGAAGAAGGCGGCGCCGGUGCCGCCGUUGCCGUUGGUCAUCAGUCCACUCGACGGCUACCACCACCUGACGCGCCGCUCCUGGAGGGCAUCACCGUUGAAGGUGACACCGCGCUGCACGUGGUGGCCACCCAUGGUAACGCCGCCAACUUCUUGGAGUGCGCUGAAAUCAUCUGCAACAGAGCCAGACGCCUACUGUUGGCGACUAACGACAAGGGUGACACGGCCCUGCAUUGCGCUGCCAGGGCCAGGAGGUUGGAGAUGGCCUCUCGUCUCAUUGCUCUAGCCAAAGCUAGGGAAGACCACGAAGUCGAACGUGGCCAAGCAGCAUCGUUUGGCAAGGUACUCCUGAGAACUGAAAAUGAGCGCAAUGAAACAGCCUUGCAUGAUGCAGUUCGCGCCGGAGAUGGUGACAUGGUCCGGCGGCUAAUGGACGAGGACCCAGAUUUGGCUUUGUUUCCAGUACAGGGCACUUCACCCUUGUACCUGGCUAUCUCUCUACGGAAUGGCACUAUUGCUGAGAUACUACAUGAGAAGAGCAAUGGGAAUAUAUCCUACUCCGGACCACAUGGACAAAAUGCACUACAUGCUGCUGUUCUUCUUCGACAUACAGCGGUGUUAGAACUACUAUUGAAAUGGAACAGCAACCUUACAAAACAAGGAGACGAAAAUGGGAGUACACCUGUUCAUUUUGCCGCAUCUUUUCCUCUAUGGCAUCGAAAAUUCCAUUGGAGACAUCCUUGGAUUAUUCGUGUUCCCCAUAGUCUCUCGAUGUUGUUAAACACUGGUGAGGUAGAUCCAUUCUAUCAAUCCGACAAGAAUGGAAUGUUUCCCGUACACGUCGCUGCUGCCGUGGGGGCAGAACUUACCGUCGCUUUUUUGCUCGACAAGUUUCCCAACAGCGCGGGUUUGCGUGAUGCCAAGGGAAGGACAUUCCUCUAUGUCGCAGUUGAGAAACAGAGUUUAGCUGUUGUUAGGUUCGCUUGCCGGACUACGUCGUUACAGUGGAUUUUGAACAUGCAAGACAAGGAUGGCAACACUGCACUGCACCUUGCUAUCCAGGCCAAUCACCAUCGAUUGUUUUGUGCUCUUUUAGGGAAUCCUCAAGUCAAUUUAGAUUUAACAAAUCAUAGUGGGCAUACUCCUCUCGAUUUGUCCAGAAGGAUGCUUCCCAGAGGGAUGAAAUAUACGGCGAACACUGAGGAGCUCAUAUAUUUGACACUCAAACAAGUUGGCUCUGAACACUAUCACGAUCGCCGGGAUCACAUCGAAGAAAUCUAUAGCCGUCGUGUGGUAUCAAAAGAGGAUCUGGCCGAAGAAUUAGACAAGAUGCAAGAAUCGACACAAACACUAGGCAUUGGUUCGGUUCUAAUUGUGACUGUGACGUUUGGUGCAAUGUUUGCUCUUCCUGGAGGAUAUAGAGCUGAUGAUCACCCUUAUGGAGGCACACCAACAUUUUCUGGGAGGUAUGCUUUUCAUGCAUUCAUGAUGGCUAAUACGUUAGCAUUCAUUUGCUCGUCAAUAGCUACCAUCGGUCUCAUGUACUCAGGAUCUUCUAUGGUUAACUUGCGGACAAGGCAAUAUAACUUUGGGAUAACCGCAUUUCUCAUGACCAAUUCAGUCACAAGCUUGACAAUUGCCUUUGCACUUGUUGCUUAUAUGGUGCUAGCUCCCGUUGAUCAUAAAACUGCAGUUGUAAUCUGUGUCUUGAGUCCUCUUGUUGUAAUAUAUAUCAACAUCGAUUCUUGGAUAAAAUUGGCUGUUAUUGAACAAUCGCUAGGCAGUAGAAUGGGGUUACGUUCGACACCGCCAAGGGUCAUACGGAUGAUGCUAUGUAAUCUUUUAUUUCAAUUUUGGCCAUUCAUAGUCAUCUUUAGUUUUAGUUGGAUUGUAUAUAAAAGGACAGCCACACACCUUUGAUGUGACCAAGCAUCAAAAUGUUUAUAGGGAUAGGAUUUGCGUACGUGCAUUCAUAGGGGUGAGUGUGUGUGUUGUGAGUGUCUGUGUUAUACUGUGUAAUUCUGAAAAUAGGUGGUAGUCCCACAAGA